Molecule: messenger RNA, 4973 nt
Organism: Suricata suricatta (meerkat)
Lineage: Eukaryota; Metazoa; Chordata; Mammalia; Carnivora; Herpestidae
Gene: ZNF454
Product: zinc finger protein 454
Exons: 5
Coding region: 151-1716 (521 amino acids)
Biological process (GO): regulation of transcription by RNA polymerase II
Molecular function (GO): DNA-binding transcription factor activity, RNA polymerase II-specific; RNA polymerase II cis-regulatory region sequence-specific DNA binding
Source: RefSeq, a predicted model, not a curated record
GGAAAGGGCGAAGGGAAGGCCGAGUAGGUACGGUUCGUAGUCCGUUCUGGAGGACGCCGAUCUGAUGCCCCAAACUUCCCGAGACGUGUGUAGAACGUUCUCACCAAAGUCCCGCUCUGCCAGUCCCUAAAAGGACUUAUCAGAGAAGGAAUGGCUGUCAGGCGUCUGCCAACCAUGGUCCAGGAAUCAGUGACCUUCAAGGACGUGGUCGUGCUCUUCACCCGGGACGAGUGGGCACAGCUGAGCCCCACUCAGAGGGCCCUGUACAGGGACGUGAUGCUGGAGAACUACAGCAACCUGGUCUCGCUGGGACUCUUAGGCCCCCAACCAGAUGUGUUUUCCCAGCUGAGAAAAGGAGAAGAGUGGGUGCUGGAGGGCGCCUCGGGAGGCUUCUGCCUUGACUGGAUGACACUGCCUAUGAGUAAGACGUCUACUCCCAAGGCCGAUAUUGCUGGAGAAGAUGUGGAUCGGUGGGUGAUAAAGGAAAGAUUUACUAGAGGCAGUCACUGGAAAUACGAUGGCCUGUUGGAAUGGCAGCAUGGAGGCCAGGUGGCUGUCGCUCCCCAGAAAACCCCAUCUGUGCCCACUGAUCAAGAAGGUGAUGAACCUGCAAAGCACUGCACCAUGAGCUCCUCUUUUGUUCCAAGUCAGGGACUGCAGUCUAGCAAAAAAGCCUUUGAGUGUAGUGAGUGUGGAAAAGGCUUCAGUAAGAGUUCGACCCUUAAUAAACAUCAGAAAGUUCAUACUGAAAAACUGCAUGCAAAUCAGAAAACUGUUAUUAAAGAGAAGCGAUAUGAAUGUAGAGAAUGUGGGAAAGCCUUUCACCAGAGUACACACCUUAUCCAUCACCAAAGAAUUCACACUGGCGAGAAACCAUACGAAUGUAAGGAAUGCGGCAAGGCCUUCUCGGUGAGCUCCUCACUUACUUAUCAUCAGAAAAUUCACACCGGAGAGAAGCCUUUUGAAUGCACCUUAUGCGGAAAAGCUUUUAUCCGAAACAUACACCUUGCCCACCAUCACAGAAUACACACUGGAGAGAAACCUUUUAAAUGUAACAUAUGUGACAAAGCCUUUGUAUGCAGAGCACAUCUUACCAAACACCAGAAUAUUCACAGUGGAGAGAAACCCUAUAAAUGUAAUGAGUGUGGAAAAGCCUUCAAUCAGAGUACAAGUUUUCUUCAGCAUCAAAGAAUUCACACUGGAGAGAAGCCCUUCGAAUGUAAUGAAUGUGGAAAGGCCUUCAGGGUGAAUUCUUCCCUUACUGAGCAUCAGAGAAUUCAUACUGGAGAGAAACCUUAUAAAUGUAGUGAAUGUGGGAAAGCUUUCAGGGAUAAUUCAUCCUUUGCUCGACAUCGGAAAAUUCAUACUGGAGAGAAACCUUACAGGUGUGGUUUGUGUGAGAAAGCCUUCAGGGACCAAUCCGCCCUAGCCCAACAUCAGAGAAUUCAUACUGGGGAGAAGCCGUACACAUGUAAUAUAUGUGAGAAAGCCUUCAGUGACCAUUCGGCCCUCACUCAACAUAAGAGAAUCCACACUAGAGAAAAACCUUAUAAAUGUAAAAUCUGUGGGAAAGCCUUUAUUCGCAGCACACACCUUACUCAGCAUCAGAGGAUUCACACAGGAGAGAAGCCCUAUAAGUGUACUAAAUGUGGGAAAGCUUUCAACCAGACUGCAAACCUCAUUCAGCAUCAGAGACAUCAUAUCGGAGAAAAGUGAUAUGACUGUAGUUUAUAUGGCAGACCUUAGAGACUGAACAUGUUAACUAUUGAAUGUAAGAGAAUCCAUUCCAGGAAAUAGCCAUGAAAGCUUGCCCGAAGAUGGUCUUAUUCACAGUGUUGUGGUUUGAGAAUUUAAGAACGGCAUGCACUCCUCCUCCUUCAGAACUGCCUCCAUUGAAUAGCAGUAAUGUUUUACUGAAUUGUCAAAUAUCGUAACCAAAAUGAAGCUUCACCGCACAGAAAUUAGUUCAUCAAAUUUAUAUUUCAACUCUUAAGAGACUAUAAAAUGGUAAGAUUCAGGUCGAGAAGCAAAGGAACAAAAAACUAAGAAGAUGGCCUCUCAGCAUUUUACACCACUCCAUUCUCUUAUGUAAGAGAGUUUGCACUUUUAAUGGGACGCUUUUAUUCUCACCGACGCUGAUGAGACCCAGCAUGAGGAAAGUGCAGCCACCCGGGCGUUGGGCCAGGAGUUGCUCAGAUGGUGUUUCCCACCUUCAGCUUCAAACCACCUUUUGUCAGAUGUCCCUGACUUACGUGUCUACUGGCUGCUUACCCGUAUUCUUCCGGGACAACUCAUUUGAAUGGUGUGUCCCUCUUGAUAUAGCACUUCCUAGGUGGUGACAUCAUGUCUCUUACUAUCACCUCACUUGCCCUUAGGGAAUAUGGGGGUCUGGCCUCAUACACAGUCCACAGUUCUGGACAUGGCACCCAGACCCAGCUUUCAGAACUUGGGACCCCUGGGAGGCAGAGGUUGGGCAGACUUCUUGAGUUACCCAGUCCCUCUGGGCCUCAGCUUGACUCUGGCACAGGGACCGUAUCUAAAGCAGGGGCUGGGUGCAUGUAGACAUAACCCUCCAGUUCCACACAGUAGUUACCCCACACAGCAGUCAGGGACAUGCUCCGCUUCAGGUGUGAUGGUCCAACUACCUGUGGUGUGGGUCCACUCCACUUCUGUGACUUGACAUUGCCUGACGUACAACUGACACAGGAAGUUAGAGCCCCAAAAGCCAGUUCUCGAAGGCUCUGACCCACUCUGUUCCCCCUGGGCUGGCAGUCCUCUGUGUCCACUGCAUUAGAGCAUCCUGGCCUCUUCCCUUCUGUCCAAUUUUCUGAAUGUAUUGACUGUGUUCACAGGGAAAACGGCUUUGAAUUUCUGCUUUUGCCUUUGAAAGUGGGCCUUUCCCUCCCCUCCAUCUGGUUAUCCCACUGUCCCAUCCUAAUAGUGGUGAGCUAUAUGUGGAGUAACUCCAUGGGUCAAGACAUAGCCAACAGCAUCAUGACGGUCCCUGGCAGAACAUUGUCCAUACCCAAAAGUUUUCAUGAUACUCUGGUCCUGCAGGGAGAGUUCCUUUGCCGUCAGUGCUACCAGUAGAAAUCAGAGAUAAAGUAACAUAUGUUCCUUCACACACACACACACACACACACACACACACACAGCCUCUGGUAGCACUGUCUCCUUCCCCACCACAAAGAGCCCAUGUGAUUCCAGACCGGGACAUCCCACAUCAUGAAUGUGCAAGAGCAAGUCAGCCAUUUUUCCAGGAGGGAGAGGCAGCUUCUUGAUCUGUGGGGGUGCUCUCCAUCAAGUCGGGGAGCCCACUGGCCCCACAAUGGCUGCACCUCAACUCCCAAGUUACAGAAGAGGACAGUCUAUAUCCUGGGGGAAUCAGUGGCCUCCCAAGUUGAACAUAGACCCAGAAGCUUCUAGCGGCUUUAAAGCCUAAGUUCUCUAAAUUCACCUUUCGUUGAAUGCAGGCCACUAGUGUGGGCAGGCGAUCAGUAACACAUACUUUCUCCCCUCUUAGGCUGCAGGCGAAGCAGCAUUUCAGGAGGUUGCUUGGAACCAUUUGUACUCUGGGCCACGCAUGUUCCUUUUCAGCCUCAGGUCUAGCACUCCCAGAGUCCCCAGUAAACUUGGAAAACUACUCACCACCACAGAUACCUGCCUUCAGUACUAUCCACGUGGCCUGCCUGGUCUUAAUGAUCACCCUCCUACUCCCUGUGGGACAUUGCCCUGCUGAACUUUUUGUCCAUGUCAUCUGUUCUUGAUAGAUCUCCUGGCACCUGUCCCGUGCCAGCAGCUGAGGCAGGGCCGAGACCUGCUGUCCCUUAAGCACCUCAUUUCUUCCAGCGACGGCUCCAACAGCUGUUCCUGCACUGGAAUCCAUGCAGCCUAGAGGCCCUCAAUCUGAGAUUACUCCCUGCCCUACUUCAUGCACAGACUUCCCAGCACACCCACGCCUGCCAUCUCAAGACAAUGCGCCAGUCUCCCCACGCCCUCACCUGGACUAGAGAAAGAGGAGCCAGAGAAGCAGCCCCAGAUCCCACCCCCCACAUUAGAGCUCUCCCGGCCUGCUGUGGAAGGGCCAGUCCCACUCAGCCCAGAGGAAGGGUUUUGGAGGACAGGAUUGGCACCUAGACAUUGUUAGAUUCUUUACUGUCUUGGGCUCCCGUGAACACCCCCUGAACCUGCCAGAUCUUGGGGGAGAAAUGAUUGCUCCAAUCUCCCCAUUCAAACUUCCGAAUGCUCUUGUCAGGUCUUCCUGUCGCCAGCUCAUAGAACUUGCACCCAGGUUCUCCCUCCCGCCCUGAGUUGGCCUAGCUCUGUUAGCAGUGUUGGUCCAAGACGUAGCCUUCCUCCUCCACAUGCAGCAACUGCUUUAAGAGUGGAGGGCACCUUACACCUCCGCAGACUCGGGCUCCCGGGCUCUUGUGCCUGAGCCUUGGAACAAAACAGCCCUAAACUGCAUGUGUCCUUGGUUGAGAAAAAAACUUAAUUCCCUUAAACAUGAAUUUAGUCUAAGAGUGCAUAGCCUCCAGCUGUCUUCAUUCCUCUCCUUUCCUGCCUUAUCCCUUCAGCACUCUGUCUUACUGGAUUAGCCAGCAAGGCAGUGUGGAAACCUGAAACACCACCCUGCUCUAGCCGGCAGUAUGACGGGUCCCAGCCUUCUGGCCCACCUCAAUUCCUGCUAAAUAUAUUUUUCGUAAUAUUUUUACUUUCAGUAUUUUUAUACCAGUUUGUGAAGGGAGGAAAAAAAUGCAGGUGUGAUUGUUUGCCAUCACUCAUGAACUUCUCAGUGGUGUUCAGGAUGAUUGUCCUCGGCAAGUGCCAGGAUUUGGUCACUGGGGCGUGUUCUUACCCAUGUUGUGUUCUGCCCUGUCUACCGCUCCUCACCAUUCGUAAAAACUGUUGCCAUAGAAUGUCUUUCUGGAAAUAAAUGAGAAGAGCACACAGUGCUCUAAAGAGGCACAAAC